Messenger RNA from Cladophialophora carrionii CBS 160.54, 3453 nucleotides. RefSeq lists its product as uncharacterized. The record is from RefSeq and is a predicted model, not a curated record. The transcript has a single exon. Bases 1 to 3453 code for a protein of 1150 amino acids. NCBI's taxonomy places the organism in Eukaryota, Fungi, Ascomycota, Eurotiomycetes, Chaetothyriales, Herpotrichiellaceae.
AUGCGGUUUGGUCGGCGCAGAUCGAGUCUUGCAGCCGACCCUGUCCAGACUGAACCCGAAGCUCGUCGACGAAACCGCCUGUCGAAGCCCCUCACGAGCAAUGCGACCAAAAUCCAGACUUCCACGAGUGCACCGGCGCUUAGUCUACAGGUUCCCGGCCAGAGCAAGAAUGCAAGCACGACAGAGCUGCCUGCCAGCCCGUUGUCGUCGAUCGCGGGCACUGCAUUGCGCCAACACAUCCGGAACGAUGUCCUCGCCCGAGAAGAUGACAGUCACUCCCCGACUCGCACAGCCAAGCAUGACUCGAGCUGGAGGGUAGCGUAUAUGGUCAGUCGAAUUGAGGGAAAGAAGCCACCCGCCGAAAUCCACCAGAAGCGACCGCAGCAACAGCAACUAGAAUCGGUGCCAUUAUCUCCAGUCAGACCACAAAAGAGGAAGUCUAGUCUACUUCGCCGGCUGUCCUUGCAGAGACAGCCCAGUCUAAGCCGGACUCCCAGUUAUGAACGAGUUAACUCGCUCAGGUCGGAGACGGCGGUUGCGAACACACCAACUCCUUCGCUCGACCAGAUUGCGGAAUCGCCUUCCAUUCCUCCAACCCGUCGGGCCUCUUUCGCCCCUGGCACUGCCACCAGGAAGGCAUCCCCCAUCAAGUCUAAACAAGAUAUACAAGUGCACAAGUUCAAAGAGCUGGAAGACCCUGCAGCAAGAGUUGUAGACUUGGAUUAUUUGGAUUGGCAACCUCCGCCGCCACGGACUGUUGGUAGGGCGGGUACACCGUCAGACAUGGGCUAUUCGCAGCUGGGCGGCUUGAGGCACGGUUCUCUGCAGAUCGUCAACGGUCGUGCUUCGCCAGCUGUCAGCGAGGCGUCAAAAGUGUCGAGGCAGCUUCUGGCUAACCAUCCACCGCACAGAGAUGUUUCCAGCGAGUACGGCGAUACAGAAGAAGAGGUCGAACAAUUCGAUCUCACGUCCAUUCACGGCAACCGCACUGUCCCAGCGGAGCGUCGAAUCUUCAGCUGGGAAAAGGACGAUGACGAAGUUGUACCACGAACCCAUCCGCUGCAGACCGUCAUGAGUCCAGAAGAAGAAACCACCACUGUGAACCACAUUUCGCGGAUGGCAAAUGAAUAUAUUGCCGAGCUCCCCGCUAGUCCAUAUGAGCAGCGAAGACAAAGCUCUCCCGUCGGCAGUAUUCGAAGAGCUCGAUCUGAGUCGUCCCUUUGGAGGGCAAGCUCGUGCGCAUCACUGCAAAGGUCACCGCCAAUUGAGAAAGGCUUGAGUGAGCUUUCUCCAGGCAGUCCCUCGCAGCCGUCGCUCUCCCCAACGGGCUCGGUAAUCCGCAAAACGAGUUUCGAGACAGUAAGAGGCCGGGGCCGACGAGUCCUGCAAGUGACGACUGAUCAUAAACACCACGCUUCUGAUAGCACAUCGAGCUGGUAUUCUCCGGUUGAGCCAGCCAUCCCAGCUGACGAAGCCUUCCAAUCAGCGCUUGAAUUUCAAGUUCAGCUGUCACCCUCUAAAGAUGGACUUAAGCCGUUUCGUGCGCCAGAGAAAUCAGACAGUGGCUAUAGCUCUGGCAACUCUCUCCGAUCUCUACAAAUCGCCAAGCGGACACCCCCACCACCUGUAGAGUUGGAAGCAUCGCCACAGGUAUCAAAUUCGUCAAUGGAUGCCGCUACACCGCAAUCAGGUCAACCUACCUCGUUCCUUGUCACAAGGCCGUCCAUCCUUAAGUUGCGAAAGACUGAGCCCAACGUGCCGACUUUUGCCAAUUCGCGACCAAACGUUGUGUCAGUAGAGCCAGCGGUUGCUGCGAUGGAAACAGCUGUUCCUGGACCUGCAGCUGAUGGCCCCAGACCCUCAAAGGCCCGGAAAAAGUUAAUGAAGAAAAGACGCCCAGUGAGCCAAAGUCCCGGUCAGAUUUCGGUUGUCAAGGUCCAGUCCUUUGAGGUGGAAAGCAUUCCUCAGGUUUCUCCGGCCGCACGAGAAAACCUUCGCAUAAGGUCACAAACAGUGCCUGAACUGCAGCGAACUUAUAUGACAUCUGACAUCAUGGGAAACACGCCAAGUGAAUCUCAGCUUGACCUGUCCAAUACCGAGUUCAGGUUUCCUUCGCCUGGUCCGGUGCAGUCUCUUCAAGUCAAGCGAUCGAGGUCUCGCAGUCGACCAAGGUCGUGGUUUGAACGCUCCAAAACGGACACGUCAAAUUCAAGAGGCGAUUCAGGCAUCAGUCGAGCCCAGGCGAAUGCCAUCAUCGAUCAUUUCGGUACUGAUGGUGCAGGAUUGGGGAGAAGUCCGUACGACUUGAGCAGCCACGGCGUUGUUUCGCAACCGCCAGGCACUGUCCCCGUCAACUCUGCAGCUCCUUUCCAAUCCAGGUCGAUGAUGGAUGACAGAACAGCCGCAGAUUUAUCGCGGCGCCGGAGUCGAUCCCUUCGGGAGCGGGAAUACACGGUCCCAGAGCGCCGACUUUCCUUCAACGACAGAGGUGGCAUCCCUGGUAAGAACCUCAGGCCAGCCAGUUUUUUCAGUGAAGCGCCUCCUAUCACAGCUGAAAUGUUGGAGAAAGCAUAUCGGACCUCUUCUAUGCAACGACAGCCGUCAUGGAGCACUGAUCUAGCGCCACCUCCUCCACCACAUUCGUCACGUCCUUCAUAUCUUGACUAUGACGAGGACGAGUCUGAUCCAGUGGCGCCGCCACCUCCGCCGCAUUCCCCUCGGCCGAUCGACAUAACGGCUGACCCUUGGAUUGCUGAGGCUGCGGCCUGGAAAGCUCGUAGAAAAUCUGCAGGAGAAGGUCUAAGACGACAAGCCUGGGACUAUCAGGAGUACGAAGGGUAUCCUGAAAGUUCCGAUAAUGAACUCUUAUACCCAGUUAUACCUCCAGGACAGCAGGCCGAUUUGGAGCAAUACCUCUCUCCCGAGAAGUUUUCCUCGUCCCCGCAAGAGUACCACAGAGAGAACAGGAGAUCAUCAUUGCACCAUCAGGUGUUUCGUUCGGCUUAUGAGCCCUUAAAUGCUGAGCCAAAUGAGCAUGAACCCGCGUACGUGAGACAGUCUCGAGAGCACUUCAUGACGCACGACACUCACUACCCACGAAUGACCCAGUCGGAAGAACCUUCUCGCCACCGUCCCCUCCCUCAACCGCGGCCUGCGAACGGAGCUGUUUCCCCACGACCACACUCGAGAGCAAACAGUGCGCGCAGCUUUGCCUCGUCGAUAGCGGAAGAACUGCAUCCACGGCAUCUGGAGAGGCAGCAUCCUCCACCAGCAUUUGGGCGCUAUUCGGGUGGAUUGGCCUUUGGCUAUGAACACGGAAGUGGAUUCGGCGGCUCAGCUGGGACCAGAUCUUCAAGCGGGCAAGCCGGCGCUUCGAGGAAAGGCGUCUUCCUAAGGGCUAGCCACGGCGUUGACCUGGGAGAUGUGCCUGUUGGGAUCAUGGCGAGACAGUGA